UCUAUGAAAUUCAAAACUAUUUUUUCCCAAAUGAAAAUUUUGAAAGAGAUUACAAAAAAUGUUUAAAUCCAAAAUCACAAGAAGAAAUUAUGGAAUAUUUUGUAAAUAAAAAUUCGGAAAUGGGAGAGGCCUUAAUUAAUUAUAAGAAAAAUCCUAACAAAAAUAUAGAUUAUAUAGAGGUUUUAAAUUUAAAUUAUAAAUUAAUUACUUUUAAAAUUUUGUUAAUAACUGAGGGGCUUAAUGAAAAUCAAAGCCUCGAUUGA
Molecule: messenger RNA, 263 nt
Organism: Meloidogyne enterolobii
Lineage: Eukaryota; Metazoa; Nematoda; Chromadorea; Rhabditida; Meloidogynidae
Source: the annotation of a GenBank genome assembly